UCGGUGAUCUGUGUGCGCCUCAGAUCCCCCUAAACCCUAGAGAUGAGGAGGCAUGGUGUUUGGAGAAGGAGACGAGUUUCUGCAGCUUCAGUUCUGAUGGUCGUUGCGAUGGUUGCCGGAAUCGGGUUGCUGAUUCUCAACUUGCGGGCCGUCGAUGAUGAUCCUGCAACGAGCCACGAAUUCCAUGCUGAAAUCCACGACUCGGUUUUGGAUUCAGAUUCGGAUUUAGAGUCUGAAAGCGGUGGUGGAGUUAGGGUUGAGUCGGAGACUUUGGGGGGCGAGAGUAAGAGAGAAUCGAGCACGUGUGCUACGGUGGAAGAGAUGGGCAAAGAGUUGGAAGGAGGGUUUUGGAACGAGAGUUUCAGAGUGAGGAAACUUAUUCAGCAUCACUUUGAAUUGAAUGGUGCUCCGAGGGUGCGGAAUCUUUCUCCGGAACAGUUUUGCCAGCAUGGUUUUGUGCUUGGUAAAUCAGCAGAGGCAGGCUUUGGGAAUGAAAUGUACAAGAUUUUGAGUGGCGCGGCGCUCAGUGUGAUGCUAAACCGGUCGCUGAUCAUUGGCCAAACCAGGGGAAAAUACCCUUUUGGGGAUUACAUUGCUUACUCCAAUCUUUCGUUUACUAUGAAUGAAAUCAAGCAUUUGUGGAGACUUAAUAAAUGUGAAAAGAAGUAUAAAAGACAACUGAUUAUGAGGACUGAUGACUUUGAGAAACCAAUGAAGACAAAUGUCCUGUGUAGCAAUUGGAGGAAAUGGAAGCAACCUAUUAUUUGGUUCCAAGGUACAAAUGACGCUGUGGCAACCCAGUUUUUCUUGAAAAAUAUACACCCUGAGAUGAGCAAUGCAGCAUCUAAUUUAUUUGGAAAGCCCGAGGUUCUUCAUUCACGGCCUAAUGUAUUUGGAGAGCUGAUGAGAGUGCUUAUAUCUCCUUCUGAAGAUGUUGAGGAAGCAGUCAAUUGGGUUCUUGGUGGAGUGGAUCCUGAUAUUUCUCUGCACAUGCGAAUGCUUAUGAAUAGGUCGGUGAGAGCUGCACAGGCGGCAUUGAACUGCAUCAGGAAAGCAAUGCUCAAUCUUGGUGAAUCUCCAAGACCCAAGGUGGUCAUAGUGUCGGAUACUCCCUCUCUUAUAAAAAAUAUUACACCGAAUAUAAGCAAGAUUGCAGAGGUGAUCCAUUUUGAUUACGAACUUUUCAAAGGACAUAUAUCUGAUGGCGGUAAGGGAUUGCAAAGUUUAGAAUUUAGAGCAAAAGAUUGGGGCCCAGCACCCAGAUGGGUGGCCUUUGUGGACUUCUUUCUUGCAUCACGGGCAAAACAUGCUGUUGUUUCUGGUGCUCACAGGCGUGUUGGGACUACAUAUGCUCAGUUAAUCGCAGCAUUGGCUGCAGCAAACAAUCUAGGGGACAGUCCAACUGGUUCAAAUUUUUCGUUCUUCAGCAGCUUUCAAAGUGAUCUGUUGAGAGACGGGUUAAGAUUCCAGACUGGUUGGGGACAUGUGUGGAACAGAUUCGCAGGUCCCCUCAGUUGUCAUAAACAGCAUAACCAAUGUGCUUUCACACCACUUCUCCCUCCUGCAUGGUGGGAUGGUCUUUGGCAAUCUCCACUAAGAAGGGAUAUCAGUAGGUUGGCAGACUACGGCAUUCAGUUAACAGGUCUUGGCACCAUUAAUGAAACACAUCUUCAGUCUUUUUGUAGCACGAAGAAAGUUGUUGUGAAAACUAUUCCAUACAUAUUGUAAUACACCGUUUAUUUAGGUACCAAUGAUUCAUGACUACACUGCACCUUGCACUCUUCA
Argentina anserina (silverweed cinquefoil) is the source of this 1785-nucleotide messenger RNA. RefSeq lists its product as uncharacterized. The transcript has 7 exons. The record is from RefSeq and is a predicted model, not a curated record. Lineage: Eukaryota; Viridiplantae; Streptophyta; Magnoliopsida; Rosales; Rosaceae. Bases 43 to 1728 code for a protein of 561 amino acids.